Pistacia vera is the source of this 3310-nucleotide messenger RNA. RefSeq names its product receptor-like protein kinase FERONIA. Lineage: Eukaryota; Viridiplantae; Streptophyta; Magnoliopsida; Sapindales; Anacardiaceae. The record is from RefSeq and is a predicted model, not a curated record. Gene Ontology annotation, biological process: protein phosphorylation. The transcript has a single exon. The coding region runs from base 363 to 3047 and encodes 894 amino acids. Gene Ontology annotation, molecular function: ATP binding; protein kinase activity.
UUCAGUUUCUGGAUUUUCAAUUCACAACUCUCUCUUUCUCUCUCUCUUCUCUCAUCUUUCUCUUUCUACAGAGCUCUCCGAUUUGACUCACUGAGUUUGUUCUCUCUUUGUUGAGGUAAAGUUUACUCACCGUCUCUGUAAUGGCUUUAAGUUCGUAGCUCAAUCGGUUUCUCUUUUACUUCUUGCUUUGAGCUUGUCUUCCUGGAUCUGAAGCUUUUUUUGUUGUUGUUGUUGUGUUUGAGCUUGAGUUAAUGUUAUCAGAGAGUUGGAUCUAGUUUGAAAUCUGUAUUUUGGGUCUGCUCUUAUGUGUUUCUGCUUGUUUUGAUUCAUUUCGGAGCCUUGAAAUUGGUUGUUUUGAGUCCAUGAAGAACCCGAAAAGUUCUUGUUUUCCUUCUAAAGUUGUAUUCUUUGCUUCGUUAGUUUUUUUCAUUCAUGUUGUUUUGGCUGCUGAUUAUGUUCCAACCGAGCAACUUCUUAUAAAUUGUGGAGAGUCUUCAAUGCAAAGUGAUGAUGAUAACAGGAGUUGGACUCCGGAUUUGGGGUCUAAGUUCUUGUUAUCAAGCAAGUCCAGGACUGCGAAAGCGGCCACUCAAGACGCUGCAACCCCUGAAAUUCCUUACAUGACAGCUAGGAUUUCGCCGUCUAACUUUACCUAUAGUUUUCCUGUUGUGUCUGGGCGAAAAUUUGUGCGUCUUUAUUUCUAUCCCAACUCAUACAACGGGUUUAAUGCAAGUAAUGCUCUCUUUUCUGUCACAACCGGAGGGUACACUCUUCUUAAUAAUUUCAGUGUUGCUCAGACGGCUGAAGCUUUGAAUUAUGCUUAUAUUAUUAAGGAGUAUUCGGUGAAUGUAGAUGGAGAAAGUUUAAAUAUAACUUUUAGUCCUUCUACUAAUGGUUCGAAUUCGUUUGCGUUUGUGAAUGGGAUUGAGGUGAUGUCAAUGCCUGAUAUUUAUAGUUCUUAUGAUGGAACUUUGAGUAUUGUGGGUACGAAUUCUCCGUUCUACAUUGAUAAUACUACUGCACUUGAGAAUGUUUACCGGUUGAAUGUGGGUGGAAAUGAUAUCUCGCCUUCUGAUGAUACGGGUCUGUUUAGGUCUUGGUAUGAUGACCAGCCUUAUCUCUAUGGAGCAGGGUAUGGGGUGACAAUUUCUGCCAAUCAGAAUGUGACUGUGAAGUAUCCCGCCGACAUGCCCACUUAUGUUGCACCUCUUAAUGUAUAUUCCACUGCUAGGUCGAUGGGGCCAAAUUCUACAAUCAACCGGAAUUACAAUUUGACCUGGAUUUUCAGUGUUGACUCAGGAUUUAGUUACCUGGUUAGGCUUCAUUUUUGUGAGCUUUCUUCAGACAUAACGGAAAUUAAUCAGAGAAACUUCAAAAUUUUCCUUGGUAAUCAAACUGCUGCAAAUGAGGCUGAUGUGAUUGCCUGGACAGACAAUAAGGGUAACGGAAUUCCAGUAUAUAAGGAUUAUGUGAUGUUCGUUCCAGGUGAUGGCCGACAGCAGGAUCUAUGGCUUGCGCUGCAUCCAAAUGUGAAAUCGGGAUCGAAUUAUUAUGAUUCGAUCUUAAAUGGAGCCGAGAUAUUCAAACUAAGUGCAAAUGGUAAUCUUGCCGGGCCCAAUCCAAUCCCUGCUCCCGAACAGGAUGAAAUCGACCCAUCUAAGGCUCCACCUUCGCAUGGCUCAGGAACGAAAAAUCACAAAGCAAUAAUUGGUGGUAGUGUUGCUGGAGGAAUUGUUCUAGUCCUUGCUAUUGGUGUUUGUGUUCUUUUUGCCUCUCGUCGGAGUAGGCGUGGGAAGGACCCGAGUGCAAGUGAUGGGCCAUCAGGGUGGCUUCCUCUUUCACUAUAUGGAAAUUCUCACUCCGCUGGUUCAGCCAAGACAAACACUACUGGAAGUUAUGCGUCUUCUCUUCCUUCAAACCUUUGCCGCCACUUUUCGUUUGCUGAGAUCAAAGCAGCUACAAACAACUUUGAUGAGGCUCUACUUCUUGGGGUUGGGGGUUUUGGCAAAGUCUAUAGAGGAGAAAUUGAUGGUAGUACAACUAAAGUUGCAAUCAAGCGUGGUAACCCACUUUCUGAGCAAGGUGUGCAUGAAUUCCAGACUGAGAUUGAAAUGCUCUCAAAACUUCGACACCGCCACCUUGUGUCAUUGAUUGGUUACUGUGAGGAGAACUGUGAAAUGAUCCUUGUCUAUGAUUAUAUGGCUUACGGAACGCUGCGUGAGCAUCUUUACAAAACCCAGAAACCCCCUCUGCCGUGGAAGCAAAGGCUUGAGAUAUGCAUUGGCGCCGCUCGAGGUUUACACUAUCUCCAUACUGGUGCGAAACACACUAUUAUUCACAGAGAUGUUAAGACUACCAAUAUUCUUUUGGAUGAGAAGUGGGUGGCAAAGGUUUCCGAUUUUGGUUUGUCAAAAACUGGCCCUACAUUGGAUCACACUCAUGUCAGCACUGUUGUGAAGGGUAGCUUUGGCUACUUGGAUCCUGAGUACUUCAGGCGCCAGCAACUGACGGAGAAAUCUGAUGUUUAUUCAUUUGGGGUUGUGCUCUUUGAAAUCCUGUGCGCUCGACCAGCCUUGAACCCGACACUGCCAAAGGAGCAAGUGAGUUUGGCAGAGUGGGCUGCUCAUUGCCAUAAGAAAGGCAUUCUUGAUCAAAUUGUUGAUCCAUAUCUAAAGGGGAAGAUUGCACCAGAAUGCUUCAAAAAGGUUGCCGAGACUGCAAUGAAGUGUGUUUCUGAUCAGGGCAUUGAAAGACCAUCAAUGGGUGAUGUGCUGUGGAACUUAGAGUUUGCUUUGCAGCUACAAGAGAGUGCAGAGGAGAGUGGCAAGGGUAUUGGUGGAAUGGACAUUGAGGAGGGGGCAUUUGAUGUUGCUUGCAAAGGAAAGAAAGACCUCAACGCAUCUCCAGGUUUUGAUGGUAAUGUUACGGAUUCCAGGAGCAGUGGUAUGAGCAUGAGCAUAGGUGGUCGGAGCUUAGCCAGUGAAGACUCUGAUGGCUUGACACCAAGUGCAGUUUUCUCACAGAUCAUGAACCCAAAAGGGCGUUGAGAUAAAAACAUCAUUUCAUUGCCCCCUCUCCCAGAAACUGGUAAUGCAAUAUGCUUUCUGAUUCUGCAUCGCUGUAUCCGUUUGGUUUACUUUCGUUAAUUCAUUUACUUACUAAUAAUGAUUUUUCUUUUACAAUUUAGUCAUGAUCGAUAUGUUUUGAUCAAGUCCCAAUUUGUAUCUAUAGUUGAAUGAAGAGUGUAAAAGUAAUUUGUUUCACAUUUAUAUCCCUUCAAUGAGAACAUGUAUUUUGGUAUUUAUAUCUA